AUGCGGCCAGAGGAAUUUAGUGAUGGAGAAUUUAUUGUACUAAGUAAGGAGCAUGGUUUUGAUAAAAAUGAUGAAAAUGUCCCAAAGGAAGUGACACGGGCACAAAAUUUCAUAUUACAGGAACUCUUGAAGAUGUCUCAUAUUGAAAGUGCAAAGGUUAACACAUUGGAAACUUAUCUAAAAUUAGAAAGGAAUGUGACAAUUCAUCAAGGCAUAGAAAAGAUUCUCACUCUGUAUUCACAGGUAUUGUCAGUCUGUGUGUUAACAAUAAUCCUUGGUUGUAUAUUUGGGUUGAAACCAAGCUGUGCCAAAGAAGUUAAAAGUUGCAAAGGUCGCUGUUUUGAAAGAACGUUUGGAAACUGUCGCUGUGAUGUUGCUUGCGUUGAGCUUGGAAACUGCUGUCUAGAUUACCAGGAGACAUGUAUAGAACCAGAACACAUAUGGACUUGCAGCAAAUUCAGGUGUGGUGAGAAAAGGUUGUCCAGAAGCCUCUGCUCCUGUACAGAUGACUGCAGGGACAAGGGCGACUGCUGCAUCAACUACAGCCCUGUCUGUCGAGGUGAGAAAAGUUGGGUAGAAGAAACGUGUGAGAGCAUUAAUGAGCCACAGUGUCCAGCAGGGUUUGAAACGCCUCCUACCCUCUUAUUUUCUUUGGAUGGUUUCAGGGCAGAAUAUUUACAUACCUGGGGUGGACUUCUUCCUGUUAUUAGCAAACUAAAAAACUGUGGAACGUAUACUAAAAACAUGAGACCAGUGUAUCCAACAAAAACUUUCCCUAAUCACUACAGCAUUGUCACAGGUCUUUAUCCAGAAUCCCAUGGCAUAAUUGAUAAUAAAAUGUAUGAUCCCAAAAUGAAUGCUUCCUUUACACUUAAGAGUAAAGAGAAAUUUAAUCCUGAGUGGUACAAAGGAGAACCAAUUUGGCUCACAGCUAAAUAUCAAGGCCUGAAGGCUGGCACAUAUUUUUGGCCAGGAUCAGAUGUGGAAAUUAAUGGAAUUCUCCCAGACAUCUAUAAAAUAUAUAAUGGUUCAGUACCAUUUGAAGAAAGAAUUUUAGCUGUUCUUAAAUGGCUACAGCUUCCUACAAAGGAAAGACCACACUUUUACACUCUGUAUUUAGAAGAACCAGAUUCUUCAGGUCAUUCAUAUGGACCAGUCAGCAGUGAAGUCAUCAGAGCAUUGCAGAGGGUUGACAACAUGGUUGGCAUGCUGAUGGAUGGUCUAAAAGAGCUAGACUUGCAUCGAUGUCUGAACCUCAUCCUCAUUUCAGAUCAUGGCAUGGAACAAGGCAGUUGUAAGAAAUAUGUAUAUCUGAAUAAAUAUCUGGGAGAUGUUAAAAAUAUCAAAGUUAUAUAUGGACCUGCAGCUCGAUUGAGACCCUCUGAUGUCCCAGAUAAAUACUAUUCAUUUAAUUAUGAGGGCAUUGCCAGAAAUCUUUCUUGCCGGGAGCCAAACCAGCACUUCAAACCGUACCUGAAACAAUUCUUACCCAAGCGUUUGCACUUUGCCAAAAGUGACAGGAUUGAGCCCUUAACAUUCUAUUUGGACCCUCAGUGGCAACUUGCAUUGAAUCCUUCAGAAAGGAAAUAUUGUGGAAGUGGAUUUCAUGGCUCUGACAACAUAUUUUCAAGCAUGCAAGCUCUCUUUAUUGGCUAUGGACCUGCAUUCAAGCAUGGCAUCGAAGUUGAAUCCUUUGAAAAUAUUGAAGUUUAUAACUUAAUGUGUGAUUUACUGAAUUUGACACCUGCUCUUAAUAAUGGAACUCAUGGAAGUCUUAACCACCUUCUAAAGAAUCCCAUUUAUACCCCAAAGCAUCCCAAAGAAGUCCACCCCCUAGUCCAGUGCCCCUUCACAAGAACCCCUAGAGGUAACCUUGGCUGCUCAUGCGAUCCCUCGAUUUUUCCAGUCAUGGAUUUUCAGACACAGUUGAAUCUGACCAUGGCAGAAGAGAAGGUUAUAAGACGUGGCACUCUACCCUAUGGAAGACCCAGAGUUCUCCAGAACAGCACUGUCUGUCUUCUCUACCAGCACCGGUUUGUGAGUGGCUACAGUCAUGACAUCCAAAUGCCCCUUUGGGCAUCCUACACCGUGGACAGAAAUGACAAUUUCUCUGCAGGAGACUUUUCCAACUGCCUUUACCAGGAUCUUCGAAUUUCUCUUAGUCCUGUCCAUAAAUGUUCAUUUUAUAAAAAUAAUUCUAAACUGAGUUAUGGGUUCCUCUCCCCACCACAACUUUUAAAUAAAGGUUCAAGUAAAAUAUAUUCUGAAGCAUUGCUUACUACUAAUAUAGUGCCAAUGUACCAGAGUUUUCAAGUUAUAUGGCGAUACUUUCAUGGUACCCUACUGCAAAGGUAUGCUGUAGAAAGAAAUGGAGUCAAUGUUGUCAGCGGUCCCGUAUUCGACUCUGAUUAUGAUGGACGUUACGAUUCCUCGGAGACUCUGAAGCAAAACAGCAGACUGAUCCGUAAUCAAGAAAUUCUGAUUCCAACUCACUUCUUCAUUGUACUAACAAGUUGUAAAAAUACAUCACAGACUCCCUUACAGUGUGAAAAUUUAGAUACCUUAGCUUUCAUUUUGCCUCACAGGACUGAUAACAGUGAGAGUUGUGUGCAUGGGAAGCAUGAAUCCUCAUGGGUUGAAGAGUUGUUGAAGUUGCACAGAGCUCGGAUCACGGAUGUUGAACAUAUCACUGGACUCAGCUUCUAUCAAGAAAGAAAAGAGCCAAUUUCAGACAUUUUAAAAUUGAAAACACACUUGCCAACCUUUAACCAAGAAGACUGAUAAUUUUUUUAUUCCAAAACACACUAUAAAUCUUUUUGAAAGAACCUUCUAUUUUAUACAGUCCUCUUAUUCAUACUAUUGCAUUGUUUGGAAAGUGUCGCCCAGAGUUAGAACUGGGGAUCCUCUGUGACAUGUGACCAUCUCAGGGAAACUGGUGGCCUCAGCAGAGCAAUAGGAAAGUGUUCCUGUUGAAUAUCGCACAUUGUUCAAAUGUGUAAGAAUUGUUCAAAUUCAGGAAUAAAGACAGACCAAACCUAAAACUGCUCUUCUACUUCUCUUAAGGGCAGAAAUAACCUGUGGACACCAGAUAUUUGAACCUUAUUAUCAUCGAUAAACUUUUAUGGAGCCGGCAAACACUAGACUAAUGAAUAGGAUUGGAAUAAUCCAUGUUACACUAGUUUCUUCACAAGAAUUUAAAAGUAAUUCUUGAUUUUUUUAGAAGCGAUUUUUGAAUUUCAUGUAUAUUAGUUUUAAUUUUAAAAAAAGUUAAUAGAAACAAAAUGUUUCUGAAGUCUUCAAAAGCCAAAAUAUGUAAUCUUGUAUUAUUAUUUUCUCGUGAUGGCUUUUUUAGAUUCAAUGACUCUAACAAGUUAAACUUUGAGGGAAGAUCUAUGAAUUGAGUACAUUGACCUGUUGUAAAAUUUUAUUCUAUAUUUGUACCAAAAAAAAAAAAAAAUCCCAUUCUGCUCACUGGUAAUUAACAUGGGUUGAAAAUAGCUCUAAAAGUGUUUCUUUUACACUGUUAAAAAUGUCUGUCUUGGUGAAUCUUUAGAGAACUUGUCAACACAUGCAAGGUGGCAUUUUUCCUCCUCUGUGCACAAAAAUGACCCCACCAUCAGCAGAGCUAUAUUGUACUGAGCUGUUCAUUUUGAAGUUCCACAGAUUUGAAGAGAACGUGUUACCAUCACUUCAUAUCUUUUGGUGGUCAUGAUAAAUGAACUUGAUUUCUCCACUGCAUAGACUAUAUCCUUUAGUGCUGACAUGUGAACCUUCAAAGGCUACAUUCACUUUCAGGCUACCUGGGUCUAACUUAGGUGUCCAAUUAGUACACUGAAGAUUUAUUUGUAUUUGUCCUUCAUAUAAUACUCAUUCUUAAACAGCCUCAAGGCCAUAAAGGCACCUAAAUAUUGUUUAAUAAUUUAGAAAGUUUCAUUGGUUUCUGUUUUAGUUCCUCAGAUCUCUGGAACUCUGUACAUUAUUUUUAUCUAAAAAAAAUUUUUUUAAAAUUAUCUCUCUGUUCAAAUUGAGUAAUUUCUAUUGUUCUAUCUUUAAGUUCACUCUUUCUGUAUCUAAUCUAUUCUGCUGUUGAGCCCAUACAUUGUGUGUGUUUGUAUACACACACACACACACACACACAUAUUUCAGUUAUUGCCUUUUUUAUUUGCUGAGAAUUUUUAUCUCUGCUGAGACCUUCUAUUUUUUCAUUUGUUUCAAGAAUGUUUGUAAUUGCUUAUCGAAACAUUUGUUAUGAUGGCUGCUAUAAAAUCCAUGUCCUCCAUUGAUACUUGGGGUGAGAGGGAACCCUUGUUACUGGACAUGGUGGGAGUUCAGCUCCACUCUUGGCUUCCAUUGAUGCCUACCCGGCUGGGAUGUACAAGGUGUGCUGGUACUGCCCCAACGUGGUCUCCACUGACGCUGUGGACAGGGGUGGCAUGGAGAGCUUUGUUGUCACCAGGUAGGAACAAAAUUACCAGUUCCCUACUCAGCCUUCUCUAAUAUCACCCUGGUAAGGCACUUGGGGCACCUCUUUAUAGCCUGGCAAGGGUAGAAUUCUAGGUUCCCCACUCCGCCUUUGCUGGUAUGGGUGGGGUCAUGGUCUUUUCUCUGGCGUUUGGCUGGAGUGGAGAAGUUAUUGUUUUCUCUCUUGCUAGGCUACUCUUCUGUUUCUCUGGCUAGAGAGAGCACAGGCCUUGUUCAGGGCUUCUUUUUGUCUGUAUUCAGCAUUUCCAGAUUGCUGACUUCUUCAGCUGCAAGUCUGGGAUAUAUGAGUUAACAAAAAAAACCUCAAGAAUUCAUUACAGUGUUGUUUCUUAGGUCCUAAGGUCCCUAGCCUGUCUGUCUUCUCCUCUCCACUUUUCAGAAAUUUCCUGGUUUUUUUAUAUGUAAUAACCAAGCAUUUUAUCUGCACUUAGCAGAAGGAUAUCUACUUCUUUGUAGAAGUGUCUCAUUGAUUUUUAUAUAUUCUUCAAUACACAUGCAGACACAUGAUUGCCUCUAUAUAAAGCGUCUUAGCAGAUCUUAAUUAAAUGGGUAGAUGCCUUUUUCCUUUGCCAGACACCAGGAAUACUCAGAAAAACAGGUUAUAAUCUUUAUAGUCUUAGAGAGACGAAGGAGGUCACAGAAGUGUAAAUGAUCCUUAAAAGGUGGUAAAUGGAGGCCUGUGAGGUGCCAGCGAGCACAAAGAGGCACUAGGUGCUGCUUGGCAGUGUCAGCAGCUUCCCAGAGGUAGUGACAUUGGAGCUGGGACUUGAAGGAUAAACUGGAGCAUUUUAGGUGAAGAGGUGAGGAAAGGACAUUCUAGUCUUUCAUGGAUGGAUACGUUUUUGCCAUUUUCCUUUUUACUGUUACUCCUGAUAUUUUCUUCAAGCGUCACUGUGACUAACUUAUAAUAUGCAUAACUAUUUCCUGGUUUUUUUUGUUUUAUUAUAAUAAUCUCUCAUUAGUAAAGGAAAUGUCAGACUAUGAAUUCUGUGCUGACUUUUUAAAGGAAGUGGCAUCCAUAUCUGUUCCUACUUAGCCUUUUUUUCCCAGUCGCUCUUAUAUACUAUUUCUUUUUUUAUUGUCUUGAAAGAGACCCUUCCUUUCUCUAUGUCAUCAAUUUAAAACAUGUGACUAGUCCCCACUUUCCCAAUUUGAAUGGUAAAUUCACAUGACCAUAUAUGGAAAUUCUUUCUCCUACUUUCUUUAAUAAAGAUUAUUCCUUACUUCUCAAA
Molecule: messenger RNA, 5714 nt
Organism: Pteropus alecto (black flying fox)
Lineage: Eukaryota; Metazoa; Chordata; Mammalia; Chiroptera; Pteropodidae
Gene: ENPP1
Product: ectonucleotide pyrophosphatase/phosphodiesterase 1
Exons: 25
Coding region: 1-2781 (926 amino acids)
Biological process (GO): ATP metabolic process; nucleoside triphosphate catabolic process; regulation of bone mineralization
Cellular component (GO): cell surface
Molecular function (GO): nucleic acid binding; dinucleotide phosphatase activity; scavenger receptor activity
Source: RefSeq, a predicted model, not a curated record